Molecule: messenger RNA, 471 nt
Organism: Lactuca saligna
Lineage: Eukaryota; Viridiplantae; Streptophyta; Magnoliopsida; Asterales; Asteraceae
Source: the annotation of a GenBank genome assembly
AUGUCGAUCAUUCCAAGUUUCUUCGGUGGCCGACGAAGCAGCAUCUUCGAUCCAUUCUCACUCGACAUCUGGGAUCCAUUCAAAGAUUUCCCAAUUUCAUCUUCGUCAGAUCAUGUUUCAAAUGAAACCUCUGCCUUGGUGAACACACGUGUGGAUUGGAAGGAAACCCCAGAAGCUCAUGUGUUUAAAGCCGAUCUUCCUGGGAUCAAGAAAGAAGAAAUCAAGGUGGAGGUGGAGGACGACAGGAUCCUACAAAUCAGUGGCGAGAGAAAUGUCGAGAAAGAAGAUAAAAACGAUACAUGGCAUCGUGUGGAACGCAGCAGUGGGAAGUUCACCAGAAGGUUCAGGUUGCCGGAGAAUGCUAAGAUGGAUCAGGUGAAAGCAGCCAUGGAAAAUGGAGUGCUCACAAUUACUGUGCCCAAAGAAGAAGUGAAGAAGCCCGAUGUGAAGUCCAUUGAGAUCUCUGGUUAA